Molecule: messenger RNA, 2360 nt
Organism: Myxocyprinus asiaticus (Chinese sucker)
Lineage: Eukaryota; Metazoa; Chordata; Actinopteri; Cypriniformes; Catostomidae
Product: orexin receptor type 2-like
Exons: 7
Coding region: 1-1269 (422 amino acids)
Biological process (GO): feeding behavior; G protein-coupled receptor signaling pathway; circadian sleep/wake cycle process
Cellular component (GO): membrane
Molecular function (GO): orexin receptor activity
Source: RefSeq, a predicted model, not a curated record
AUGUCCGGGAUCACCGUUAAUUACGCUUGUAAUGACUGUCUAACAUCAGCGCAGCAGCUCAACUCCACGGAAAUGUACACGCACUCGCACACUGAUGAAGAAGAUGAACUUCUCAAGUACAUUUGGAGAGAAUAUUUGCAUCCCAAACAAUAUGAAUGGGUGCUCAUUGCUGGAUAUAUCAUAGUUUUUCUCGUAUCUUUGAUCGGAAACACAUUGGUUUGUUUUGCAGUUUGUAAAAAUCAUCACAUGCGUACAGUGACCAACUACUUCAUUGUUAACCUGUCCUUCGCUGACAUCCUGGUCACGAUCACAUGUCUUCCAGCAAGUCUUGUGGUGGACAUCACAGAAACCUGGUUCUUCGGACAGACCCUGUGUAAGAUACUACCUUACUUACAGACAAUCUCUGUGUCCGUAUCGGUUCUGACUCUGAGCUGCAUCGCUCAGGACCGCUGGUACGCUAUCUGCCACCCCCUGAAGUUCAAGAGCACAGCCAAAAGAGCCCGCAAGAGUAUCGUCCUGAUCUGGAUGGUUUCCUGCGUGAUCAUGAUUCCCCAAGCCAUAGUGAUGGAGUGCAGCAGUCUGCUGCCGGAGCUCACCAACAAAACCAGUCUCUUCACUGUGUGUGAUGAACAGUGGGCAGAUGAAAUCUACCCCAAAGUCUACCAUACUUGCUUCUUUAUAGUCACAUAUUUUGCUCCAUUAUGUUUGAUGGUGCUGGCAUACAUUCAGAUCUGUCAUAAACUCUGGUGUCAACAGAUUCCUGGGACAUCAUCAGUGCUUCAGAGAAAAUGGAAGUCGCUGCAGUGUUCUGCUCAGGCUGCAGGCUCCGGAGAAUCGGUUAAGGUCAGAACCAGCACCGUGUCAGCUGAGAUCAAACAGGUGAAAGCCCGACGGAAGACAGCACGCAUGCUGAUGGUGGUGCUGUUUGUCUUCGCCCUCUGUUACCUGCCCAUCAGUGUGCUUAACAUCAUGAAGAGAGUAUUUGGCGCAUUUAAGAACACAGACAAUCGGGAGACCGUAUACGCCUGGUUCACCUUCUCACACUGGCUCAUAUAUGCUAACAGUGCUGCCAACCCAAUUAUCUACAAUUUCCUCAGUGGUAAAUUUCGAGAGGAGUUUAAAGCUGCGUUCAUCUGUCAUUGCUCCAGUAGAGAUGAGCUGCACAAUGAGAGAGUUCGAGCGAGAACCAGCACAGAUAGCCGCAAAUCCCUGUCUACACAAGUCAACAAUUUUGACAACAUCUCGAGGAUAUCUGACCAGGCGGUGUAGCUCCAUUGCCUGCAGGGAGUGCUGGGUUAAAACUACAGGGUGCCACUUCAGUGCUCACCGAUUAGAAGACAGAACACGGACGUGUCAUGUGCUUCAACCUUGGAGACUAAAAUGAUGGAAGAACAGACCUAUUAGCCUCAGUGAAUUACACACUUUUUGAAAAUGACUUUGUGUCUAGAAUAAGAGAACACAAGCCCUCAUGGAAUUGAAAUUUUUAUCCUCUGAGUCAAGGGUUAUUUUUCAGCUCGCCUCUUCAUUUGUGGUGCUGCAACAGGUGAUGAACCCUGUAAUCCCAAUGGAUGAUGUGCAUGAAAAUGAUGGCGUGUUUUGAAACACACUGUUGAGUCAAACAUGUUGAGUCUGUAUUCUUCAACAUGACAUGGGAAGGAAACAGCAACAAUUCGAUUCCUGAGCUGUGUGCUUUGCAUAAAAUUGCCACCAAUAUUUUAUUUUAAGGAUGCAAAAAAGAUUUGAAAGGUUAUUUGUGUCAUUUUUUUUAAAGUUCGAUGUCCCCAACCAGCUGAACACAGCAACAGUUGGGGGUGGGUCUAUAGUUUGGUUGAUGAAUACAAUUGGUGGGAAUGUUUGGAAAACCUGAGAAACAUAAUUUUUUUGUAUAAUUAUUUUUGUGGUGCCGCUAUAGUGGCUCUGAAACUUGCACAAUGCAUGCUUCAACUUAUUAACAAAACAAUGACAUUGUAUAUAAAUAUUAAGAUAUUAAAGGCUACUUCAUGCAGCUCCAGGAAAUACAAAAACAUUUUGGGUAUUUGUUUUCACCGACUGAAAAUAUUCAGUGUCGGGUUGUGGCAUUUUUAAUUAAUCUAUAGUAUGAUUUUCCAACAAACUCCAACAAAUCCUGAAGUAGACUUGAUUGUGAAUUGUUACCAUGACUAUAUGGUAAACGCCCCUCCCCAUCUCCAUAGAAACACAAGUGUGUUGGUGGAGCAGAAACAAUAAUAUAUACAUAUACAGUACAUGGCUGUCACAGUUAAUCACAGUGAAUGUUAAAAAUAAACAUUUUAACACAUUCAGUCACUUUUUAUGGAAAGAAACAAUAAUUGGUUCAACAAUUUGUGUGGAUGUGUCUCAUA